Molecule: messenger RNA, 1221 nt
Organism: Echinococcus granulosus
Lineage: Eukaryota; Metazoa; Platyhelminthes; Cestoda; Cyclophyllidea; Taeniidae
Exons: 4
Coding region: 1-1221 (406 amino acids)
Source: RefSeq, a predicted model, not a curated record
AUGCCACGCCUUGUGUACCUCUUGGCUCUUCUGUGCUAUGCAUACGCUACCGAGAAGAUAGAAGACAUGGAGGCUGGUUUGAUUGUGGUGCAUAGAUUUGUCCGCGAAAGUUUUAGAUUCCAAGGCAGAAGAUUAGCUCCUAUGAAAUAUUCCAUGGAGUUGGAGAAUCUAGCACGUGUGUGGGUGGACACUUGCAGUAUGUCUGGUCCAAACGAUUGCAGAUUCGCCAAUCUUGGAAGCAGUGCGAUUGCAUUCCCCAUAACCAGGUCGUUGGUUUAUGGGUGGGCGACCCGCCUGUUCGUGGAGGAGAUGGCCUACGAUCCAGUUACAGGGGAAUGCUCUAUCUCCAACUGUAUGCAUUAUGUAAAGAUAGUACAACCAGCUACUACAAAGUUUGGCUGCGCAGUCAGACUUUGUUUUAUGGGGAUGCCCAGACCAAUGUUUUACCACCUCUCCGUGUGUCUAUACCAGGCUGAAAAACAAAGUGUUCCCAUUCAACGGACAACCAGCAGUGUAACCGUCACUACCACAAGGAGGCCAACCACCACCACCACCACCACCACCACAACCAGGACGCCAACCACAACCACCACCGCUGCUACUACUAUUAGUACCACAAGAAAGCCAACCACAACCUCAACUACCACAAGAAGGCCAACCACCGUUGCUACUAACACCACCACUACCACAAAUAGGCCAACCACAACUGCUACAAGCACCGUCACAACCACCACCACAAGAAGGUCAACCACAAUCCCUACCACCACCACCACCACAAGGAGACCAACCACCGCCGCCACAAGCACCAUCACAACCACGACGCCAACCACCAGCACUACCACAAGAACACCAACAACUGCUGCUACUACUACCACCACCACAAGCAAGCCAACUAUCUUUUCCACUAUCAGUACCACAAAUAGGCCAACCACAACCACCACCACAACCGCUACUACCACUUCCGACUCGACAACGCCGACGACAACAUUGACAACACCGAAAGGAAGCACUACUGAGAUAGUGAAGUUAAGCACGAGCACAGAGUCGCCUCCUACCAACAAUGGCACCGAAAUGGAAGAAGCCGAAGACAAAGAAGAUGUGCAGAUAGUAGAGAAAGAGGUGGAUGAAGAGGAAUAUAGAGCGAAAAAGAUCUCAGAUGCGGCAAAACUCUCGCCACAUCUUCUUUCCUUUGGGGCGAUUGCAAUAGCUCUCCUUAUUUGA